AUGGAAGCAAAAAUUAGCAAUAUAACUGAUCCCGAUCGGACAUCGGUCGAUGUAUGGAAAAGUUUGAAAGGUCCUAAUGCUACACGUGAAACACGUAUGGAAGUAGUAGCGUGGAUAGCUGUAUGUCAGUUUUAUUGUCGAUUAGAAGGUGGCUUUGUUCGUGAUUGGGUUGUGGGUAAUUAUUCCUCAAAACCAGCUAAUCUACCACCGAAUCAAUGGGUACGAUAUCAACCAUCUGGUGUACCCUAUUUAAAUACACAGCUUGUUCCAUCAGAUCUCGACUGUCAUUUACCACAGUCAAAAAAUUUCGACAUUGAAGCUUUUAUAGAUGCAUUAUAUGGCUAUGGAAUUUCAGCAACGGCGAUUCGACAAGAUUGGCGUUAUGUAGUUUUGAUAGAUGAAAAUACUAAGACUGGUCCAUUUACAGUGGAUUUAAUAGAAUCACAUAUUGCUUUAACGCAUGAUCGUAUUGAUUUCGAUGUUAGUAAUUUAUCAUUAGAACGAGGAUAUACAAAAGAUUUGGGCAUGCGUGUUGAUAUUACUGGUGGAUCAUAUCCAAUUCAACUUGAAACGAUUGUUGAAAACAUUCGAAAUAAAAAUUUGCAAGUUUUACGACCAAUUGAUGGCGAAAAUGGACCAAAUACAUCGGGCACGGUUGCUGAACGUAUACAGAGGAUGAGAUCAAGAGGGUGGACACAAAUUGGUACACCAUUGGCGUUUAUCCCAGAUCCCCCGUCAACUUACAAUGCUGUUCUUGUACCUUAUCCAUCUGCCACAGUACUCUAUCAAGAUCUUGUGACUCAAAUCAAAAAGAUACCUGGAGCAAAUGUUAUAUCGAUUGAACAAAUAAAAAACCCUAAUAUUGAAGCAUUGUAUGAAUAUAUGAAACGAACAAUAGCAAAAGAAUGUCCUGGUAACGAUCCAAAUGAGCGAGAAUUAUUUCAUGGCACUGGUGGUAAAGCAAUUGAAGGAAUAAUUAACGCAGGUUUUGAUGAUCGAUUCUUUUCUCCUAGUGGUGCAUGGGGUAUGUUAAGAUUAUCAUUUGCAAACUGUUG
Molecule: messenger RNA, 1055 nt
Organism: Rotaria sp. Silwood1
Lineage: Eukaryota; Metazoa; Rotifera; Eurotatoria; Philodinida; Philodinidae
Source: the annotation of a GenBank genome assembly